GUUUAACAUUGCGAGCUCCACCUAGAUAUCCAUCACAGCUACGGAGUAACCAAUAACCACGUUGGGAUGCCCGAGAUCGGAGACACAGAUAAGUAUGCCUAAUGUGGGAUUUCCUCUCUAGGCUCUGCGACUUCAAACAAACUCCAGCAGUACCCCCGAGACCCUUUAUGUCCUUAUAUCCACUACAGGAAGCCUGGCCAUAUGCAGAUUUGAUACAUGGGAUUGCCUAUGAUCCGUCUGAAUCGAUCACCUUUCUUCACCCAUUCGGCAACAUAUACCACCGUGCAUCAUGACCUGCGACGCCUGCAAGACCGGCUUCCGGUGGGACGGAACCCCCGUAGGUUCUGAAACCACGCUGGCUGGCAACCAGACAUACGUGACCGGCACCUCCACGUCGGCCGCCAUCCUGAUAGUCCACGAUGUUUUUGGAUGGACGUUACCCAAUGCGCGGCUUCUAGCUGAUCACUACGCCCAAGAGGCCAAUGCUACGGUCUAUCUUCCAGAUUUUUUUGGCGGAGAAAUCGUGUCACCCGAGGUUAUGGACGACCCCGAGAAAAGAGCGGCGUUCGAUAUACCUGCGUUCAUUGCCCGGAACACGAAAGAGCAACGGUUUCCGGAGAUCCUCGCGUGUGCCCGGGCCCUGAAGGACGCAUAUCCCAAGGUCGGCGCCAUCGGGUUCUGCUAUGGCGGCUGGGCCGUCUUCCAGCUUGCAGCACACGGCACCGAGUUGUUGAGUUGCAUUUCCACUGCACACCCGACGUUUCUCUCAGAGGCAGAGAUCGCUGCAUGUCGGACUCCGGCCCAGAUCCUGGCGCCAGAGCAUGACCAGUACUUGACACCCGAAUUGAAAGAGUAUUGCAACCGGGUGAUCCCGAGUCUGGGAGUCCCGUAUGAAUAUGUCUACUUCCCGGGGAUGUCUCAUGGGUUUGCUACGAGAGCGAACCUCAACAACGAGCUGCAGAAAGCGGAAUUGGCAAGAGCGAAGAGAGCGGCGGUUCACUGGUUCAAUGAAUGGCUGCGUUAGCGUUGCAGUACCGGUACCGCCAGUCGUGUCAUUUGGUCUCGAUGAUGUUGGUUAGUUAGCUAACUCGAUGAAAGUAUAUGUGCUUGAUAUGUAGAAACUGAUCAUGUUCCAGGAUGUGAGUCCAAAGAUGGAAGCGUAUUGUUCUUUCUUUAGCAUUGCUUUCGACGCCGAGACUAUCGUACAAGGUACCGAUUCCGUGGAGAAGGACUUGGUAGUCGCGUCUCAGGGCGCUAUCGGAGAGAGCUAUCACCUACUUGCAAGCGGUGAGUAGAGCGGAGGUUGCCGACGCGGCGCAAGAAUCGAGGGCCAAGUUUGAUAUUCCUGGAUAUUGGGUGGAAAUGGCGAAGAGAUAAUUCUAGCCUCGGAAUGUCAAAUGUGUAUAGACAUCAAUAAUUCGUAUGUCCAG
Aspergillus heteromorphus CBS 117.55 is the source of this 1430-nucleotide messenger RNA. Its product is annotated as dienelactone hydrolase family protein. The transcript is spliced from 3 exons. NCBI's taxonomy places the organism in Eukaryota, Fungi, Ascomycota, Eurotiomycetes, Eurotiales, Aspergillaceae. Gene Ontology annotation, molecular function: hydrolase activity. The record is from RefSeq and is a predicted model, not a curated record. The coding region runs from base 290 to 1024 and encodes 244 amino acids.